CAUGACAACAACUUGCCAUCGACACCGAAUUCUCGAUAAAGGCGGGUCGACCCAGUUUGGGAGAGUGUAUUUCCGCAGCGCUGUUGAGAAGUCACUUCCGGUGCUCUCGGAUGUCAUGUCACCCCACCUUGAGCGAUUCAAUACUCUGAUUUUGGAUGCAGAUCGCAUCAAGCGUGCCGAGGACUGGCUUCCGCUAAUGCAAGCGUUCAAGGCCAACACCGAUCUGCUUGGCAUCAAGGUCUUUUCAAAUCACGGUGGCGAGGACCCUCGCUCGGUCAUGGCUAUUCAUAGCACCCAUUCCCAGCCACAAGAGGGCACCCACAGACCGGCGAGCUCUUGGUCAAGCUCGUGUCAGCCGGGGGGCUUUCGCAGCAGGUAUCCAAUCGUCUCAGGACCUGGGCCUGCUGGGCCAAACAAGGUCUCUAGGGAGAGAGAUUCCGCGAGGCUCAAGCCUGCAAUUCUUCUGGAUGGCAAGAUUCACGUCAACCUCUGUCGAUGUAUCGCCAGAUGCCUAUCCCAAAACAAAGUGAUCACACAUCUCGACUUUGCCGGGGUCUAUCUUAUGCCAUCGGCCCUCAGGAUGCUAGCACAGGGCCUGGAAAACAACAACACAAUCAAGUCGCUGUCGCUGGCCCGAUGCAGUAUCGGUGAUGAAGGCGUGGCUCUUCUGGCGCCGUCCAUCAAAGGCUCGCGUGUACUCACGACCCUGAUUCUUGCAGCAUGCCGAAUUACCGAGCGAGGGGCUUCGAUCUUGGCCGAGUUCUUGAAGAACCAGGCAGUUCGACGGCAAGCAGCGCAGUGGUGGAUGACGCUGCGUGCAAGUGACCAUGAUCUUCUCGAGCUUCAAAAACAAAUCCAGCGUGACCAUCCAAUUCCGCUCAAGCGACUGAACCUGUGCAACAAUAUGAUUCAGGACCGUGGUGUGGACUGCCUGAUGGAGUCCCUGAGAGAGGAAAUCGGGCUGCUUGCUUUGGAUCUGCAGUUCAACAAUAUCACGGCGGUAGGCGGCCGCAUCGUUGAACAAGUUCUCCUCUUGAACCAAGAGAUCAUUAUCGUUGAUUUACGAAACAACAAUGUUGUCAUCUGUGACUCGCUUGAGGUCAAUGUGUCGCUUCAAAAGACUCGACCAAAGAACGGCCAGAUACGUUCGUUUGCCUUUGCGGUCGGUAACGCUGAUGGGAUAUUCGAGAGCGAGUGCAGCACCAAUCAAUGGCUCGUCCACUCAGAGGAUCCAGAUCUUCAGUGGCUCGAUGGGCACCGCCCGCUCAAGGAUACGUUCCGCAUACCCGUGUCCGAUGUCACCCGCAAGCACCAUUACCCGACUAGCUCAUCGAUUCGCAAGCGUGUCUUCUCUGUAGCUGCGACUCGAUCGUCCAAGCCGGGUGAAUCUCCUUCCGGAACGAACGCAAAGGAUAGCACAUACACAUCCACUCAGCCUCGCUCCAGACGCACUGGCUCAGAUUGCCACCCAAGCCGCCCAAGUGCACCCUUGCAUUUUCAUACGGGAUCCAGAUGGACCAUGGAUCCGGGCUCCUCGGCCCGAUCGACGUCGAUGACCCGCCUUGCACAUCCUCCCCGACCGACGCAGACGGACCGCAAAAGAAAGGCGUCGCAACGGGUCGAUCAUGGUUUCAAUCGCGAGAACGAGUCCAUUGCCCUGCCUUCAAUACGGUGGCAGUAUGCCACCACAACAGUAGCAAGCAGUGCUGAGAUGCAUCAACACACCGACAAUCUCGGGAUAGCGUCGAUGUGGCACUCACUGUCUGGCACCGCCCAUAUGUCGCCGGUCGUAACCCAAGACGCCAAUCCACAGGUGGCGAGAGUGUGCUCUUCGGGAAGCUCCCGAGAAAGCGCUCUGAAGGAUGAUAUGCAACGAACAUGCCGCCACAGCGAACAGGGCGAGCCAUCGCAGGACAAAGCACUAAGAGAAGCUGAAAUCAGCCAUCAUAGCAAAGCGCUCAGCGGACGAUCCGCUCCCAGUCCAAGUAGCCACAGCAGCGCUGGGCUGAGGGAAGAAAAUGAAUACCUGCGGAUGAGAAUCAAAACGCUUGAGGCUAAGCUAAUGGGCCAGCUAUCAGCAUCAAGAGCCGCGCCCAAUCCCAGCAUGGUCACAGAAGUCGGUCCGAGUCCCAGCGCUCAAGCUAGCGCGCCGAAGCGGCACUCACGCACUUCAGGUUUCCCCAAUUUCAAAGGCGAAACCAGCUCCAUGGACCGGGAUUCACAUCCUCGCACCCGAAUUCAAGUUCCCGAUCUUUUCCGAAUCAAGUCAGCGACUUUGCCGCAGGAGAGCCCCGAUGAGUGCGGUGUCGAGCGCACAGCGACAGAGCACAAUGCCAGUCCCCCUGCCUGUCAUUCAGAGCUGGGCGGCUCUGACGUGUCAUCCGGCUUUGAUGGCUCUCCAACAUCCAAGCCUGUCCAAGCAUCGGCCGAUGUUCUCUUUGAGGCCACCCAUGCGAUUCCUGCUGAUCCAUUUGUGACGAGCGGCGUUUUGUCGCCAGGUCCUCCUCCUCCAAUGCAGCAAGGGCCUUCUAUAGUACCGACAGAGAUGGAUCAUGACAGGCGUCCGAUGCAUAUUUCCGAGCUACACGAUCAAUCGUGCAACAGUGGCGAUACUCGACCGUGUGACAACGGAUAUGCCUCGCCAGGGCCACGGAGAGGCGGCACGAAAUCGGAUUCUGAGCUCAAUCGACUGCACGAGUCUCAAGAUCAACUCCGGGCGAAUGCUACAGCGGGUGUAUCGGAAGUGCUGUCGGCUACGCCUCUGGUUGACCAAACUCUGGUUGGUCUCCUCGAGGAGAUGGAGCAGGCACUCUUCAACUUUCACCAUAUCCUCGCGCGGUUUGAAGACGAGUCGAUGCCAAAGCAAGUGCCACAAAUCCAUGAGUCUGAGCCGGAAGCGGCCCACAAAGCUGUUGGGGGUGACCGGACUCAAGCCACGGAUCAUCACGAAGGCUUGAUCGUACUGGACACAGGCAGCCUCGGAGCGGGCAACAGGGCGACGACAGCCCAGGUCGCAUCCGAAGCCUGCAACUCAAGUUGCGAGGCUCUGGGGCACUUGCAAAUCCAAGAGGCUGCCGAAGCACUCGCACACUGCCUUGAGGGCUUCAACUCGAAUGAAAAGCUGCGGCAGUACCUGGGCCUCGGCCGUUCCGCCGGCAGCAUCCCGGACGAUGAUCGAGUGUUUGGACCUGUGAGCGAGGACGAAGCCUUGCUUGUGCACAAGAUUGUGCGGCUGCGUGGAACGAUCUGCGGGAGUGCCCAGUCACCCGCAUGUCAGCCGUCCUUCAUGUCGGAGGUGGUUCUCGGCGAGAGCCUCUGCCCACGCGAGUCACUCUCGCCGAGAAGCAAACAGGCGCCUUCGGAUCCCCAUCCCAUCAUGACGGCCCAGCCUGUAACAUUUAUCCGCAUCAAGCGAAAGCGCAAUGAAGAUCCGGUCGAUGCCCUGGUGAUCAAUAACACCAACAGCGCCCUGGAGAAGAAACAAAAGCUCGGAGAAGAAACACAUGAGCAGAUAUUCCACCUCGCCACCACGCUGGAGAUCCAGGAAUACGACCAAGGAGAUAGGCCUGCUCGACUCAAGGAGGUUUUUGCCAAGAGGAAGCUACUGCCGAAAAAGUCGUCCAAAAUCAUGUGUCCACCAGACUCUUCGCUCAAGAAGGACAUGCUGGCAACGUACCUGCAAGAGUCUAGACAAGCACGAUAUCGAGUCAUGGCCCGAAACCGAAUGAUUGACGAAAGCGAGUUUUCUUGCGAGAUCGUCGAUCUGAAGGCUGACACGCCAGAUGCAGCAGCGUCGUUCCGAUCUACGGCUGACACACUCGUCCCGCCUGGAAGCAGGCCAGACCAGGAACAAGAGACUGAGCAAGACACCAAUGGGUCCACCGAGGAUCAAAUCAUGUGCAAUCUCAUGCCGAUGGUCCGAGAGUAUCUCAAGGUGUCCGGUGCACCCGCAGAGGACGAAUACGUAUACGACAUAUACUAUGCCGACCACACCCUCAAGCCAGCGAUAGGCGGAUCGGUUGCCACAGUCGAAUGGGAUCAGCCCCAUGAUGCGCUGAUAUUUGAUGAUGAUGACGAGGACAACUCGGACGACUAUGGCGAUGAGGACUCCAAUGCGGAAGACUACUGCGCUAACGACUAUCCGGAUGAAGAUGACAGCGAGAUCUGGUCCGAUGAAGAAUACAGCGACUAUGAACACGAGUCACAUGCCUGGGGUCAUGAUCAGGGCGACGAUGACGCGCGGUUGCCUCUCAACCAGCAUGAUGUCCUGUCCUAUCAUGUCCUAUCAUGUCCGAUCAUGUCUGCUGUCUCAUAG
Molecule: messenger RNA, 4315 nt
Organism: Polychytrium aggregatum
Lineage: Eukaryota; Fungi; Chytridiomycota; Chytridiomycetes; Polychytriales
Exons: 20
Cellular component (GO): centrosome
Molecular function (GO): protein binding
Source: RefSeq, a predicted model, not a curated record